AUGUCAUUAAUGGUUGAGAAUACUCACUACUUCUGGUGCAAAUUGCUCUCUUCAAAGAUCUUCUACCCAUCCAUUCUCCUCAGUGCUCUUCUCAGGUGGAAAAUUAUGGGAACGAUGAGGCUACAUAAGUAUGCUGCUGCCAAGUCCAUGAUUUCAAAGCAUGGUCUCAUCAUCAUGAUCAAUGCUGAAUUCAAGCAGUAUGAUUUCCUCCGACAUGAAUACGAUGUGGAACUGCUUCUCAUCAUGCAGAUGACAAGACCUCAGGGGCUUUUAUGUAGAGUGAUGGGAAAUUCUUAUUCUUCUAUAGAAGCAUAA
Molecule: messenger RNA, 315 nt
Organism: Dovyalis caffra
Lineage: Eukaryota; Viridiplantae; Streptophyta; Magnoliopsida; Malpighiales; Salicaceae
Source: the annotation of a GenBank genome assembly